GAUUUAUCUUCUUUUUGUUUAACUUAUAGUAGCUAUUUUAUUCCAAAAAUAGCAAUAUGUUGCCGUAAUUAUCGACGAAACCUUCGUGCUCCAUACGUUUUAGCUGCAUUACUUGACAAAUGUCAACAGCAGGCAUUGUUUAACGAUGUACAACAUUUGGUCGAAGAAUUAUAUUUCGCUGUUGACAACUAUUCUCAAAUAUUUAUCUAUUUAAAAAGUUAUUUCAGGACAAAGCAGUUACUGUCGUCUCCAUCUUUGCCAAUACGUCUUAUUGUUCUUGAUAUACUUAAGCAGUGUUUAAUUAAUAUUCGUUAUUAUGAAAAUGAAUUAUUGCCUAUGAUCCACCAGAACUGGCCUGGUAUUCGUGCUCGCUUAAAUGAUUUGGAGCUUAUUGUGAGAGGAAAGGCUAUUGCAACGAUGUGUAGACUUUCUGGAUCAUUUGUUUAUCAUCGAUUUAAAAAUGAUGCAUGGCCUCUUAUUCGAUCAUAUAUGCUUGAUCAGAGCAAAUACAGUAAAAAGGCUGGAAAAGGAUAUCACCAUUUAUCUGCUUUCGCUUAUCAAAAAACAAUAUUGCAGUGGUCUGUUUAG
Messenger RNA from Dracunculus medinensis (Guinea worm), 588 nucleotides. The record is from the annotation of a GenBank genome assembly. Lineage: Eukaryota; Metazoa; Nematoda; Chromadorea; Rhabditida; Dracunculidae.